Funneliformis geosporum is the source of this 1044-nucleotide messenger RNA. Lineage: Eukaryota; Fungi; Glomeromycota; Glomeromycetes; Glomerales; Glomeraceae. The record is from the annotation of a GenBank genome assembly.
AUGUCUAACAUAUUAAAGAUUAUAUUUAAUUUAUCUGGAUUACUUCGCGAACUGUUCGUAUUUGGACUUAACAUGCUUCCAUAUGAUAUAGCUUUGUUUACGUGUCAGAGUUUAUCUUAUUCAACAGGGGUUGCUAAUUUCUGCUUCAGAGAAUCAUUAGCUAUAUUUUUAUUAUGGCGACUUAGACAAAUUGAGCACCGUGAAUUUGAUAAAUGGAUCGGUUUAGCUUUGUUAUGUAUAAGGACAAUAGCAAAUCUUACCCAACUGGCACUAUCAAAACCAUUUAUUGAUGAACUAUCAAACUGUAAUCCAAACCUUACCUCAACUAGAAUUCCUAUUUGGACUAUAAUUGUUUGUGAUUUGUUGAUUGAAAUAUAUACAACUGUUCGUCUUGUCCAAAUUCUUAAAAGAGCAAAUCGUAAUGCAGCACAAAUUAGUUCAAAAAUGGACAGAAGAACGAAACGUACUUUAUUUACCGCCGUUAUGUAUUGGAAUUUCCUACGAUUAGCAAUUGCUUUUAUAAUAAGCGUAGUUUCUUCAGUUUAUGUUGAGCUUUUUCUUAGACCAGACUUGACCCAUUUUGUUAUUGAUUCAACAAUUACUUGUGCCUUAGUUAUAAUGUUGUCUUAUGUUAUAACUGUUGAUGCUGAAAUUGUGCGAGUCAUUGAGGGUAAAUCUAAAAAGAAAAGUUCGAACAGCAGCUCAGAAAAAAGUAUAACAGGGACUCAACGUUUUCCAGCUACUUACCAAAAGAAGCUAUCAUCGCUCAAAUCUCAUACUCCUCCUAAAUAUAAACCAUCUAUGGAACAAGAAGAGAAUGAUGAUGAUGAUUUUAUUGUGUCAAUAAAAAGGCUAUCGUUCUUUGAAUGGGCAAAUAUUGUUGUAGGAUUUCGUCGCGGCGUAAGUAACAAUGAAAGGAACUUUAAUGAAGAGGAUUUUGAGGAAAUAAUUGAUAGACCCUCGGAUUCUUCAAGUAACCUUGAGAGAGGCUCGAGUCAAAACAAUGAUAAAAGGCGAAGUAGCAAUUUUAGUAAUAGUACAAUA